Molecule: messenger RNA, 750 nt
Organism: Ambispora gerdemannii
Lineage: Eukaryota; Fungi; Glomeromycota; Glomeromycetes; Archaeosporales; Ambisporaceae
Source: the annotation of a GenBank genome assembly
AUGCUUCACUCUAACUCUAUAUAUCCGUCACCUUCACCACCAACAUUGUACACUGCAAACAAUAAUAAUAGCAAUAUACCGUCUUCAUCGCUGUCUUCUUCAAACACGAAUAAUAAAGAUAGCAACAACAAUAAUCCACAACUUUCUUGGGAGUUUCUGCGAAAACAAGCUCGACAAUUAGAAAAUGAGAUAGAACAGAAGCUUACCAGUUACUCAAAGAUAGCAACUAGUGUAGGGAGAAACAAUAGGAAUGUCGAUGGGGUGGGUGGUAGUGGUAGCAGUGGUAACGUUGCCGGUGGGAAUUCGAGUGAAGCCAUGGAAUUAGAAUUAGAUGAGUUGCUGAAAAAGCUCUCGAUGGUUGUUAAUUCUAUGGCAGAGGUCGUUGAUCGACCAACCACAAUACCCACAAGUCCAUCCAUUAUGCAUAUGCUUCAACGGCAUCGUGAUAUUCUAUAUGAUUACACAAAAGAAUUUAAAAAAACACGAGCAAAUAUUCAGGCGGCUAGGAAUCAUGCAGAUUUACUGAGUUCUGUUCGUGAAGAUAUAAGCUCGUUCAAAUCAGGAGUAUCAAGUGAAACUGAUUAUUUUCUGAGUGAGCGAGGUCGUAUUGAGAAUUCCCAUAGAAUGACUGAUAUGGUGUUAGAACAAGCAUUUGCAACGAGAGAAGAUUUCGGGCAACAGGGAGCCACACUAUUAAAUAUUAAUAAAAGGAUUACAAGUGUCACAAGUAUGUAUCAGCUAGUUAAUUAA